AUGGCCGCGGCCACGGCGUGCGGCUCCCCGCCUUCCCGCCCGCCCCGCGAGCAGGCGCCGCCGCCGCGGAAGCGGGGUGACUCGCGGCGGCGGCAGGCCGCCCUCUUCUUCCUCAACAACAUCUCCCUGGACGGACGGCCUCCCUGUCCGCCCACCGACAAACCGCUGCCGCCCGCCGGCCAGGGUGAAAGGGAGGAGGCGGCGGUGGCGGCGCCGACCGGAGCCCCCCCUCGCUUGUUGUCCCCACCGCCCGCCUGUCAACCGCCGCCCGCUUUGCUGCUGACCGGUGUCUCCCCUCUCGUCGCCACCACCGGAGCCAAGGGGGAGGCGGACCCCACCCGCGGGGGCAUGUUCCUGCCGCAGCUGCUCCUGGGCGGCCCGCUCUGUCCGCCGCCCCCGGCGCCGCCCGCCCUGCCGGGGAUGCUGGCGGCCGCCAAACCGGGCGCACCGGGGCUGCUGAGCCCCACACAGAACGCGGCGGGCGGCGGCUUCGCGCUGGAGGCGCAGCGACAGAGAAGGCGUUUUAUCUCCCAGCGCUGCUCUCUAGACUUUUUAGAAGACAUAGUGGAAUAUGCCAGUGUACAAAGAACCAAGCAUAUAUCUGGGUCUCCAAGACACAAAAGUUUGAAGAAGAUGCACUUCAUCAAGAACAUGAGGCAAUAUGACACCAAGAACAGCAGGAUAGUCUUAAUCUGUGCUAAAAGAACACUGUGUGUGGCUUUUUCUAUCCUACCUUACGGGGAGAGUUUACGGAUCAGUGAUCUAAAAAUGGAAGGACAGAAGCAGCGACAUCCUUCUGGGGGAGUUUCAGUCUCCACUGAGAUGGUGCUUGGAAUGGAAGGCGUAGAGUUAGGUGCUGAUGGCAAGGUUGUGUCUUAUGCAAAGUUCUUGUAUCCCACCAAUGCCCUGGUUGUUCGCAAGGCUGACAGCCACAGUGCUGUGCCCUUGUGUCGAGCCAGUGCUUCACGGAGUCUUCCUGCAGCAAGAUACAAACCUGUGACAGCAAAAACCUUACCAGCAGGAACAGACCUUGGAAGUGAAGUUGGGGAAGCUUCAGAGUAUGAUCCAAAUCUUCUGGAUGAUCCUCAGUGGCCCUGUGGAAAACAUAAACGUGUUCUCAUCUUUGCCUCUUACAUGACUACAGUCAUAGAAUAUGUGAAACCCUCAGACCUUAAAAAGGAUAUGAAUGAAACCUUUAGAGAGAAGUUUCCUCAUAUCAAGUUGACACUGAGCAAAAUUAGGAGUCUGAAGAGAGAGAUGCGGAACCUGAGUGAAGAGUGCAAUCUGGAGCCCGUUACUGUCUCCAUGGCUUAUGUUUACUUUGAGAAGCUCGUCCUCCAAGGCAAACUCAACAAACAGAACCGCAAACUGUGUGCUGGUGCUUGCGUUCUGCUUGCAGCCAAGAUCAGCAGUGAUCUCAGGAAACAUGAAGUCAAACACCUUAUUGAUAAACUAGAAGAGAGAUUCAGAUUCAACAGAAGAGAUCUCAUUGGGUUUGAAUUCACCGUCCUUGUAGCUUUGGAACUGGCUCUUUACCUUCCUGAAAACCAAGUUUUACCUCAUUACAGACGACUCACACAACAGUCUUAACCAAAGCUGUGCUCCAGCUGACAGCCAGUGGCACUGGAGAUCGCAUCACUGAUGGCUGCUGGUGGAGUUGCCACUGGCCUCCCUGUGCUGCUGUGUGCCCUGCCAUGGCUACAGCGAGUUCUGGUGUGGUGUUAAACUGUUGAGGCAUGUUAUGGACAUGUGUGCUAAGUCUGGAGGAUGGUACGAGAAGAGUUGUUGGACUUUAUUUUCUUUUGGACAUUUAAAGCACAAAUAUUCACCAGUCAGCUGUCAUGGCUGCUUAUUAUUCCUUAUUUAUCUUUUUUGGUUUUCUUAAAACUGUUCUUCCCUAUGAAGAAUACUAUGGUAUUGUUUCUUUUGUUUUAAAGCCUUUAUUAUAUUCCUUGAGACUAAAGGAAGCAUCACUUCCAUUCCAGUGCACCAUAAAGUUCAGAUGUUUUUAAGAAUCUUCUCACAUUUUUACAUUACUGAAAUGCAUACUUUAUUUUUUUAAAGAUGUGCCUAAAACUGGCUGGUCUGGUACCAGUGUUUUUUAAGUUAGUUCUGUUAUUUGGUAGGGAAACCUGAAUUUGUAUAGCCAUUUAUUCUUUACCUGCAUUGGCCUUGCAUAAAAAAAGGAGAACAAUUCCAGUAUAUCUGCACUAAUGAUACACAGGGCAUCUACUCUCUCCUAUACUCUAGAUCUAGAAGUAGCAAGUUUGAAAUUACUCUGUUCCGGUUCAGUUAACUAUUAAUACCUUACAAAAUAUACAUUUUAUUUAUGGAGGAGUGUUUGAAAAUCUCUCAUGAAGUACCACGUGUUGAACGAGGUGGCUGCAGCAAAGGGAUUGCUGUCCUCAUUCACACUUCAGUGGAAGAUGAGCACAUGACUAAAAGCAAUUUGCUGUCAAAUGUAUCAUUUAUGACUUCAUUUUGUUUCCAGUGUUCUGUAGUCUGAAACAAGCACCUUCAGUAUGACUGUAUUAUAUAUGGUCCUACGUGCUCUGAGCAAAUAGUUCAGCCAGUAGAGCUCCUGCUGCCAAACUAAGCCAAUGAAAGCAUGACCAAUAUGUAAAAUGCUACCUUUUUACUCUGUUCUUCCAAGCAUUGCAUCACUGUGAUGGUCCUCAUACAACUGGCUUUGCACAUCUGAACAGCCACCAAAGGGCUGGUGCCCAGCAGUGCUCUGAUGCAUGCUCAGAGGUUAAAUAACUUCUGACCUUUGGCUAUUCCUUCAUUUGGUUUGGGCCUUGUUUUGUUUUGUUUUUCCCAAAUAUCCAAGAUGGGAAUGAACUCUCAGUUAUAUGUGGAACCUUCUGUGAUACUGGCUCUUGGUUUUAUUUUCUGAAGCAAUAUUAUGAUACAAGUAACUGUGUCCAUUUGCAAGGAACUGAUGCUUGGCUAGUAGGACUGAGACAUUUGGCAUUUAAGUUUGAGUCCUAAGUGAGAUGCUAUACCUUGUACUGAGGUAAGGGAUCUGCUCUCCCAUAUGUAAAGUAAUGUAAAUUUCUGUUCUUUGUAUUGAAUGUUGGUUGUAGCCAAAACCAAAGCUGAAUCUUUUGCUUUUCAGCUGUGUUUUGUCUGAAGCUAGUUUGGCUUCAUUAGAAUUGCAGCAGACUUUACUGGAGCCCCUUCUUCAAGUGAGGCUCAA
This is a messenger RNA of Indicator indicator, 3199 nucleotides long. It is a transcript of the gene CABLES2, whose product is annotated as Cdk5 and Abl enzyme substrate 2. The record is from RefSeq and is a predicted model, not a curated record. Gene Ontology annotation, biological process: regulation of cell cycle. Bases 1 to 1590 code for a protein of 529 amino acids. The transcript is spliced from 10 exons. Lineage: Eukaryota; Metazoa; Chordata; Aves; Piciformes; Indicatoridae.